Messenger RNA from Seriola dumerili (greater amberjack), 1150 nucleotides. RefSeq names its product N-lysine methyltransferase KMT5A-A-like (gene kmt5ab). NCBI's taxonomy places the organism in Eukaryota, Metazoa, Chordata, Actinopteri, Carangiformes, Carangidae. Gene Ontology annotation, molecular function: histone H4K20 methyltransferase activity; protein binding. The coding region runs from base 109 to 1131 and encodes 340 amino acids. The record is from RefSeq and is a predicted model, not a curated record. The transcript is spliced from 8 exons.
UCCGCAGUGUGAUGCUCAAAUGUUUGUGGUUGCAGGAACAGUGAACUAAACACGGGGCAACAUUUAAUAGACUCCUCGCCCUCUUUGGAUUUUAUUGUGGCGACUGAGAUGGCAAAAGGGAAGAAAAACGUGCUGAGAACCGACAUAAACCCCGAGGACACAGCUGAACAUAAAGUCACUUCACGGAAAGAGACAAAGGAAAACAAACCAGCAACUAAUAAGGAUUGCGUAGGUAAAGUGCCGUCAAUUUUCCAGAGUCUACGGAGUCCGAGCAAACCUAGAUCCCCCCUGAGUGACAGUUCAAGCAUGCUGAUCCAGGAAGGAAACGAAUCUGAUGCUGCUAAUCCUGACAUGUCAAAGCUGAAAAAAGACAUACCCAAUGAAAUGAAAUCUGAGAGUUGUGAGUCCAAAGAGCAUAAGCCUGAAAUGCCUUGCCACAGUCAUGGGACCAUAGAGCAACUCACUGACCAGCCUGAUCAAAAAGAGUCCACCACACACACAAAUGCUAGGUCUGCAGCAGACAGCAAAGCUCCAGCAUCCAAACCUCGGAGUAGAACUGGUCACAGGCUCAGAGCAAAAAAGUUGGAGAAUAAAGCUCCCCAAAACAGAAAGGUCACAGACUAUUAUCCCAUCAGACGGAGUAACAGAAAAACUAAGGCAGAGUUAAAGAAUGAAGAACACAGACACAUUGAUGACCUGAUAAAGAAUGGCAUUGAAGAAGGAAUGCAGGUCAAAAACAUUGAAGGAAAAGGAAGAGGGGUAUUUGCUGUCAAGGGCUUCACAAAAGGAGAAUUUGUUGUGGAGUACCAUGGAGACCUACUGGAACUACCUGAGGCUAAAAAAAGAGAGGCCCAGUAUGCUCAGGAUCCCCAAACAGGCUGUUACAUGUACUACUUCCAGUAUCAAUCAAAAACAUACUGUGUUGACGCAACAAAGGAAACAAGUCGUCUUGGAAGACUGAUUAACCACAGUAAAACUGGCAACUGCCAAACAAAGCUCCACGCCAUCGAUGGAGCUCCCCAUCUGAUCUUGGUGGCUUCCAGAGAGAUCAAAGCAGAGGAGGAGCUGCUCUAUGACUAUGGUGAUCGGAGUAAAGACUCAGUCUUGGCUCACCCUUGGCUCAAAUACUGAAACUUCAACCCACGAGUGU